AUGUCAUAUGGUAAUCUUUUUGAAGCGCUUCAUAGAAAUGUAAAAGAUGAGAAUGUUGCUUGGGAUUGGAAUCAGAGGGAUAUAAAAUCUAGCAACAUCUUGCUUGAUGAAGAUUAUGAGGCAAAAACUGCUGAAUUUGGAGCUGCAGGGUUUGCUGAAAAGUCUCAGAUGGGUUAUAGCUUUUUUGCUGGCACACAUGGUUAUAUUGCUCCAGGUUGUGGGAACCUACUUUACGCAUCACCAGAAAUGUGUGCUUUUAGACUCCCAAGUGUGAUAAGAGCAUUCAGACUGCUGCUAAAUAGGAACAUUGGAGAGAAAAUCUGUCACAUAUUCAAUGCACUGUCAAAGGAGAAAAGGAGCAUUGGCUAUGUGCUGCAGUUUCAAAUUAAGUCUUGGCAGGAUUUUAUCCUCUAG
Vicia faba (fava bean) is the source of this 414-nucleotide messenger RNA. NCBI's taxonomy places the organism in Eukaryota, Viridiplantae, Streptophyta, Magnoliopsida, Fabales, Fabaceae. The record is from the annotation of a GenBank genome assembly.